UAAACCAUACCUGACGAUAUUGCACAUAAAACCAGCGUCAGCGUUUCCGACGGACGUGCCAUCAGUAAUGUUGGAUUUGCUUAUUUGCUUACUUUACGGAUAAUACGCUACGCUUGAUGUAACGGUGCAUGAGCUAUUAGCAAAAACAAAAUUACCCUCCUUUACAUGGCGCUACAAGUCCAUGGCGUUGGAUCUACUGAGCACCUCUUCUCGCAAAAUUGUAACAUUAGACAACAAUUUCCGAUUGCAAUAAUCUUCUUACGUAUAUCUCAUUACCAUAUCACUGGCCAUCGUUCCGGAUUUCCAUAACGAUAUUGUAAACGUACAAGCCCCUCUCUCUCUCUCUCUCCAAAAACCUCAUUCAUUUUACCAAAUAUGUCAACAUGUUUAUCUCGGUCGGCUGUCUGGAUAUCCGUUUGGGACUUUCAUCAUUUUGGCGGACUUUGUUUUGAUCCACUAUAUCUUCGGGGCAUUACAGCUAAAACCCUCUGUUUGCUUUAUUGGUUCACAGAAUCAUAACGUGAAGAUGUUUGCAGUAGCAGAUUACAGCAUUCUGACCACUGUUGCACAAUUUACAUAAACAAACCAUAUAACCGAGCCCAAGUGCUCGGACGAUGCGAAGAGAUAUUAGACAAGAAAGUAAACAAAUCCGAAGGCGAACAACUCAUUGCGACGAACACGGUAGAGGAAGAAUUCAAACGGCAUGUUGGUGAAAUGUUACUAGGGAACUGCUGGCAAUCCGCACCCAUCAUCAAAACCUUGAUUGCUUGCACCUGCUACACGCGAAGCAUCCGAUCAGUGGCAUCUGAAUUUGUCGAAUUUCCAGAAGUGUCUUCACAGAUACACUGAGAAGAUAGGAGUGACUUCACUCCGCAGCUCAACGCCAUCCUCGGAUGACGCCAAUUCGUUCCGUAAAAUGAAUCGCAUGUGAUAAUCUACUUCCCCGAUUUGCCAUUUGACGCUUGCCGUUACCAGGAAAGUUCCCGGGUUGGCCCGGCCCGUCUGAAAUCAUUUAUAAAUCCUUCCUUGCGUUGACGCGUCAGUACACGGCGAAGGGUUGGAGAUGAUUUUAUAUAUGAAAAGGAGUAGCAGCAGCACACUGAGAUGUUGUGGUGCGAACAAACAGAAAAGUUGCAAGUGUUUGAUGGGAAAAAGUUGUACCGCGUGGCAUCGGAUGUAAUCACUCAACCACCCGUAAACCACACACCUUCCUGCACGCGUUACUGCUAGGGAUUUUUUGUUUUUCGUGCUGGUGUGCAAUUUAUUAUCCGUUGUUCUAGCAGCGAGCAUCAAACAUCGCACAUUCAAGCGUAUGACGGAGUGUGGAUGGGAGAAUGACUUGUCUCCAAGUAGACGAGCGAAUACAGCACAGUCAGAGCGGUGGCUUUCCACACACGCUUAACGCAUUUUUCCGGUGGGUAUGUGCUGUGUGUGUGUGUGUUUUUUUUGUGCUUUCUAUUCCUGUUACUGUGACGGCUAAUAAGCCCCGGAAGAUGGCCAUCUAUUUGAAGACGGGUUGCUCAGCUCAGCUUUGUUGCGAGCACGCACACCUUUUGCAGGUGAUAACCUCCGUCGCUCUCCUCGCUCGCAUCCGCACCAAAACCAGCUCAAGAAGAAGCAAAAUCGUUAUUCUCCUUCAAGUGAAGAAUUGAAACGAUAUUGCUCCCUGGUGGGUUUUAUUCGCAAUUUCCCUGGAGAAGCAGCAAGAGGCGCAAAGUCUUUGCGCGGUUUCACGUUUUCAUAUUUUCAUGUAGGCAGACAUAUUUGUUUGUCGUAAAGGAGCACUUGAGUUUCGUGCAGUGGAAGAACCUAGCGCCGAUACACUGAUUGGUGCGAUCAAAGCUGGUUAGAUGGCAAAGUAGAAAAAACAGAUCAUUGUCAAUGCAUGUUAGGUUUCGGUACUGAACUGAACCUCACGUAAAGGUACGGAUAUUUCCAUUUCGGCAAGCAAUCUACCCAGCAGAAAUGUUCCUAUGUGCUAUUGGAUCAUUCAAUUGUUUCUGAAAGCAAACUGUAACAACAUCAGUUAAAGCUGCUCCAUUGAAUCCCUUUACAUUGCACAGAUUUAGAAUAGUGUCUAUUUUGUAUUCUAUGUUCGCAAUUUUAUUUUAUUAUACGAUUCAAAUACGAUUUAGUACUGCAAUCGUGUGGAUAGUACAGACACUGUACUGUUCGACUAAGGAGAGAUAGAAAAAAGGUGCUACUGGGUUGAAAUGGGACGCUUGAAAAUGUCUUGGUAAUUAUUUUGAAGCGUUCGUAAUAUGGGAAAAGUAAGACAUCAUUACUAGAAUAUGAACACGCACUUUAUUACCUUUUACUCGGUACUAAUGCUAAAACAGAGUGAGAGAGAGAGUAAAAAAGAGAAUUUUUUCUAAGAAAUUAUUACUAGCUUAAUAGAAAUCUGGUGGGAUCUGAACUUUUGCGGCUGACAAGAAAUAUUAUGAAGCAUACAAAAAAGAUAGGAAAACUAAGAAGAUAGCGAGUCAAGGAAAGUCACUGCCAGAACCACAACUCGUUCGCCCACCGCCUGCAAUCUAGUUUUCCAAGGAUUCCAUAAUACCUUAUUAUGCGUAGCUUGUCUUGCGAAUUGCAUACCUGUAGGCGAUAAUAUACAAGCCUUCUACAAUUGCCGACGAGUUUCGUAUAACAGCAGUGAUGCUGCCGAUUCGAUCGGUCGAUGCUCAUGUCUAUGUGUUCUUUCCACGCGCAUAGCAAGGAAUUCUUUUAGUAGCACCGUGUCAGCAGACAUCCAUCCAGCAGCAGUGGUGUCUAGUUCGGCGAUGGGAAGAGUGCCGCAUCGCUGGGGCACAUCGUAGCCUCGUCGCCACCGGUUGCCUCACCAGCGCGGGGGAACCAACAGCCAGCAGUGUAGCAGUGCAGCACCAUCCCCGGCUUCGCGAUGCAUCGCUUGCGCAACACCUUCACCCGGUCCCGGACGCCCACGGGAGCGGAGAUGAAAACCCAAAGCAGUCUUGAAGUGCCAAAGCAGGUACGCUCAGCAUCGUUCGACGAAAUACAACUAGAGGCGCAGCGUUCGUGCCAGCAACGUUCACUAUCCGUCGCGGCAGCAUCAGCAGACGAGCCGUCGAUGGCUGGUGCAGGUACGUCCGGUGUCGGGAGCCUGUUGUUGCAGGUGCCCCAAACAACGCCCGGCCAGCGUUCGCGCAGCUUCGACCUGGCGGGUUCGGCAUCGGAUGAGGGUAGUGCGGUGGCGGCAGCCUUUCUCGAUGUGCCGAAACGAUUCCAGCGCCGCAAGUCCAGCUCGAAGACGCCGCCACCCUGCAUACACUGCCUAUACCUGGAGGAGUACCGACGGCUGAUCGGGGUGGAGCAGCGGCUCUAUUACGAUAGCGAAGAGUACCAGGCGUACGUCGACUACACGUCAAGCUCCUGCUCCUCCGGCGACGAUGAAGACGAUGGUGACGAUGCGGACGCUGACGAGGAUGGUAACAACGAGAGCGAACCUGCAGCUAAUGUCAGCGGUGCGGAGGAAGAGGAGGGGGCCGUGGGCGGUACGGUUGUGAGCGUGAACCGAGUGGCGGCGGUCGGGCUCGCCGGUCCCAGUGGUGAUGCUGGUGGAAGCGUAGAAUCAAGAGGCAACUUCACCGAAGGUUACUACGAUUACAAUUACUACUACGACGAUGACGACGACGACGAUGAUGACGACUAUGGUGAUGAGGUAGAGGCAGACGAUGACAACGAGGACAACAGCGAGACUGAAACCGAACGGCGUAAACGUGGCAAAGAGUGCAAAAAGGAACGAACGUUCGGGCUGGAAGCUCCCGCGUACGAUUACGCUUCGCUCUUCCGGCGCGUAUCACCCCGCCGACGGCCACCGGUCGACGAUGACGGUGCGUGCAGCUCCAACGUCCUUCUAGAGGCGCCGGCCGUUGCAUCGCCCUGUCGCAUAACGCUAACGCUUUCACCGACCAAACCGGACGACGAUGAGCAGUGCGUCGACUAUGACCACAGCAGCACGAUCGAACCAGCACGACUUGGAGAGAUCGCACUGAUGUUGCCCGAUGAAGAUGAUGCUGCUGCUGGCAUCGUACCAGAACCAAGGGUGGUGCUGUCAAACGAAAGCUUACCCAUUGCGGGACCAACGACACUGCAGUCCACAUCCGAUGCCCAGCCAGAACCGGCCGGGGAAGCGGUCGAGCCUUCACCACCGAAUCGUACCCGGCGACGUUCGAUCUCGCGGCAGGAAGCGAUCAUCGUCGAACCGACCGGCAGUUCGCUCGAGAACGUAUCCAACGCGUCCGACAGCCGGCCGGCGUCACCGCCCCGUAACUGCCCGCUGGUACCGGAUAUACAGACCGAACUUACGGACCUGGAACAGGACAAUCAGCUGCCGCAACAGCGGCCGCCACAGCGUGGCCGUGCCGCCUCGAUGGGACCUAUCAUACCGUCGUCGUCGCCACCGCCACCGCUACUACCAACCUAUCCAUCCUACCACCCAUCAGCAACUGCAUCCGUACUGCCGCGACUACCGCUCGAAUCGCCGCCACCGUCCGCCGGUAUCACCGUGCAACCGUCGCAACCGGCCGAUUUCGUGCGUGACAUCUAUCUGCAGGUGCCGGAUCUGAAGCGUGACCGGGCUGCGUCAGUCGAUUCCUGCUUCACCAAGGUGACCGGUGCGAAAACGGAGGAGCUGCAACCACCACCGGACGGUGCCUGCCUCAACCUGUUGGCCGUCCCGAGCAGCGGUGCCGUACGGUCACGCUCGGUCGACAUCGUGCUGCCGACGGAGGAGCAGGCCCGCUACAAAGCACUUGCCCUUGCCGGUCCAUCCGGUGUGGGUAGCGGUACCGGUGCCGGUACAUCCGGUUACGCUUCCAGUUCCGUUGCAACAGGCGGCCAUCUUGCACCAGGCGUUAGAGGUGGUGACCCACACGGACGACAGAUACGUUGUACUCCCGACUGGAGCGAAAAUGCCGUCUCCGGUGAUCAUCUUUGGGUGCCAACGUCCGUUUCCGGCGACUGCUGCUAUGUGGGCGAUAACGAUUGCACGAAGCACGGACCGCGGAUGAAGUGUGCCGCGUGCAAGAUCAUUUCCCAUGCCAGCUGCAUCUCGGUGCUGAUGGAGCGCAGCCAGCUGCAGUGCAAACCAACGUUCCGGGACGUCGGUGUGCGCCAGUACCGCGAGCAGACGAAAACUACCCACCACUGGGUGCAUCGGCGCACCGAGAAGGGCAAGUGCAAGCAGUGCGGUAAGUCCCUACAAGCGAAACUAACGUUCAGCUCGAAAGAAAUUGUCGCAUUGUCCUGCGCUUGGUGCAAAGCUUCGUACCACAACAAGGAGGCGUGCUUCAAUCCGGAGCGUAUUGGUGAAGAGUGUACGCUUGGUGCCCACCGGAGCAUCGUUGUACCACCGUCAUGGAUCGUCAAGCUGCCGCGUAAGGGGAAUUUCAAAUCGUCACUCCGCAAAACGCCCCAGAAAAAGAAAAAGGCAGGCAAGAAGGUGUCGAUACCGCGGGAACCGCGCACAUUUGUGAUCAAACCAAUACCGACAGCGAACAUUACACCGGUGCUUGUCUUCAUCAAUCCGAAAUCGGGUGGUAACCAGGGCGCAAAGUUGCUGCAAAAGUUCCAGUGGCUGCUAAACCCGCGCCAAGUCUUCGAUCUGACGCAGGGUGGACCUCGGAUGGGACUUGAAUUGUUCCGCAAGGUACCACAGCUACGUAUACUUGCCUGCGGUGGUGACGGAACCGUCGGUUGGGUAUUGUCAGUGCUCGAUCAAAUUAAUUUCGUACCACCACCAGCGGUUGGUGUGUUGCCGCUCGGUACCGGCAACGAUCUUGCUCGUGCCCUUGGUUGGGGUGGUGGGUAUACCGAUGAACCGAUCGGAAAGAUUUUGGCAAACAUUGGUAACUCCGACACGGUGUUGCUCGAUCGCUGGAGUCUCAAAGUAGAGCCGAACACAUCGGUUCCAAAUACUGGCGACGGCAAGGAUAAUCUACCGUUGAACGUGGUGAACAACUACUUUUCGCUCGGUGUUGACGCGCAUAUUGCACUCGAAUUCCAUGAAGCACGCGAGGCACAUCCGGAGAAAUUUAACUCGCGUUUGCGAAAUAAGAUGUUCUAUGGGCAGGCCGGUGGUAAGGAUCUACUGAAGCGCAAGUGGAAGGGUUUGGCCGAAUUUGUAACGCUCGAGUGUGACGGCAAGGAUCUGACACCGAAGCUCAAGGAGCACAAGGUGCACGCGAUUGUAUUCCUCAACAUUCCAAGCUACGGUGGUGGUACCCAUCCGUGGAACAAAUCCGGUGGCCAGUUUGAACCGGCUACCGACGAUGGUAUGAUCGAGGUAGUUGGACUGACAACCUAUCAGCUACCAUUGCUACAAGCCGGAGGUCACGGUACCUGCAUUACACAGUGCCGCACAGCACGCAUCGUCACGUCCAAGACAAUACCGAUGCAGGUGGACGGUGAGGCGUGCAAGCUGAACCCGUCCAACAUCGAACUCACACUGCUAAACAAGGCUGUGAUGCUGGCCAAGAAGAAGCCCGGUCGGGCUAAUGUCCCGCAAGAAAAGUUAGAAUCACUCAACAUUAGUCUGAUGAAGAUCAUGAUGGCGGACUACGAGCAGCACCACUAUGACAAGGAACUGCUACGACAAUCAGCGGUAACACUGGGCAGUCUCGAGGUGCCCGUUACGGAUCUGGAGCAGAUGCGCGUGCUCAUCAACAAGUACUGCAGUGAGCAGCUGGACAGUCCCAAACUGUCCCCGGACUGGUGCUUUAUCGACUCCUGCACCGCCGAACGAUUCUUCCGCGUGGACCGUGCACAGGAGAAUCUACACUUCAUUACCGACAUUGCGACCGAUUGUGUAUUUGUGCUGGAUCAGGAAAGUCCGACUUUGCCCCAAACGCCCGAAGAUGAACAUCGGCGGCUCGGCGCACAAGGACCGCUGGUUACGAGCAGCCUCGAGUCGAGCGAUGGUACUGCAUCACCGUUCUCACCGCACGCCGGCAAACUGCUCGAUCGCUCCCUGUCCGGGCCACCGGCCGCCAGUGACAUUCCAUCGCGCAAUAGCUCGCAGGGUUCUCAUGAGGCGGACGGUGCUCAUCCACGUACCCCCUUGGUGCACGAUUCCGUUGGCAAUGGGCAAAGCCUGGACCAGAUGGUCAACUUUAAAAGCUUUCACGAACGUUUGUUCGGUCUCAAUGAGGAUGCUUUCGGAUUCAGUAAUUUGCUGGAAAAAACAACGGAUGCAGUAAUUAAAGCAGCAAAAACAGGCGACUUGGUAAUGCUAAAGGAUCUCCAUCUGCAAGGCUACUCACUUCUCUCCAUCGACUCCACCGGUCAGACGGCCCUCCAUCACGGUGCCCGCUGCGGCCACAAAGACAUCGUACGCUAUCUCAUCUCCUACGCACCAAGCUCCAUCAUCAACAUGAUAGACAACGAAACGGGACAGACGGCGCUACAUAAGGCGGCCGCCGGACGGCAGCGCAGCAUCUGCUACAUGCUUGUCGCCGGUGGUGCCAAUCUCAACAUACAGGACAACGACGGACGUACGGCACGCAUGCUGGCCUCGAACGCGGACGACUUUGAGCUGGCAUUCUAUCUCGAAAAUCAAGAGCAGUUUCAGCUUAUCGACUUUCGAAGCAACAACAUCUAAAGUGAAGACAGCGAAAUAAAAAAAUAUAUGCAAUUCUCCCCCCUAGCGGAAGAGCUUAAGGCGUCGUACAGAAAGCUAGUAGUUGAAUUUCUGUGCGACUUUCAUUCCCUGUUAGUGGGUUUUUAUUGCAUUGCGAGCUAAUCUUCAGCGUCAGUGUGCCAAGCAGCAGCUAGAACAAAAGCGAACAUGAAACAUCACGCCAUUUAGCAAGAUGGCGGAACGUCCCGUGUACGUGGCGUAUCAGCUAGAUCUUAAUGGCCCCAAAAUGAAAGCAGAUCUUUAGAUCUUGCGACCAGGACUAUGUGUAGCUGCACACCAGCAUGUCUUCCCGUACGUCUUUACAAUGUUUAUGGCUGUAGUCCCAUGUGUAGCUUUUUUUUUUUUGCAAAAUCUAAAACACCUCCGAGAAGCGUAAAACCGUGUGUCGAAAGUGCAACUGUUUUGGUAGGCUGUAGGAUCUACCGUGGUAGUAGAAUGAGAGAAGCGAUGAACAGGAAUGAGAUGAAUGUGCAGCAGAAGUGCAGAAUAUCGAUUUAAAAACAAAAUGUAUCUCAACCUAAAUACACAACAAAACCAACAAUGAUAAACGUAUCCUAAUUAUCCGGACAACAUGUACACCAGGCCAGGAGGUGAAAGGAGAGCGCUAAGGUAAACAAAAAAAAACAAAAAAGAAAAACCGCUCUAAUAUUACAAACAACAACAUGUGCACCAGGCGUGGUAUAAAUGAAUCUCGGCUGUAACGCCUGCAUCUAGGCAAUACACAGCUUACUAUUUCACGUAUAUUGCUACUACAACUACUAACUACUGUACUACUAAUACUAUUGCUGCAAACUACACUAGUAUAAUUACAGCAAAAUCGCCAUGUUGCGAACAGUGGUGACAGCUAGAAUUAAAUGUAAAUGUUGUUAGUGCUCACAUUAGACUUUGUGUCGCAUCUCUCUCUCUCACACACACACACAUACCAAUACAAACCCGGUAAUAAAACUAACCACAUAGAAAAGACCACAGGAAGAAAGGAGAAACAACAGCAACAAGAAUGAGAAGAAAACAAAAGCAGGAAAAAGCAGUUCCCGCAAGCGAAAAAGAAUUUAUUAAUUUACUAGAAUCAUUGAAACGUAGUUCGCUGACGGAACGGUUGCCGAGACAAACACCAGUGGCACAAAUUCAAAUUUUCGACUCAACUCUAUGGUGAAUUGAUGUUUUAAACGAAGUUUUUUCACCACAGCUGUGACAUUACCGCGGUGUUAUGGUGAGCGUUCAUGUCAACAAAGCAAAGCGAAAGUGGAAGUGCUUAGCUGUACAGUUUCAUUUAAAAGUGUUGCGGUAAAAUGAGCACUACACCAUCAGCUUGAUCUGGCCGCAGGAAGAGCCCUGAACUACAGGCACAACGAAAAUCCGGCGCGUUUUACGGGCGCACGGCACAACUUCUGAAAGCCUAUGAAAAGCACCAUGGUGAAAAAGGUUAAAAAGGUGAGUCGAAACAGGACUGCUAACCGGCAGCAGUUUCGACUCACCAUGUAUGGAGUUGUCAAAAUUUUCGACCCGCCGAAACUGAGUCGAUAUAUGAGUCGAAAAUUUGAAUUUCAUGCGUUUUGUGCCACUGGUGAAGCUAGAAAAGGCGUGUGUUAUCAGUGUCUAGUUGAUCCAAAAGUUAAAAACAAAAGAAGCAAAACUGGCAUCCCUAAUAUUAGGUUUCGAUAAGCGCAAUGCACACACACACAAGCAUUCUCUUCCAAUUUAUCCUUUUCACCUACCUUUCCAUCAACCACGAAAAAAAACCAACCUCGCAACCAAUACAAACAAACACAAAAAAACAGGAACAAAACGUAGAAUACCACAACAACAAUAGCAAAAAAACAAAAAACAAAACAAUGAAACACACGGACGAUAUAGUAGCGCGAUACCGUAAAGUCACCGGGUACCUGCUUUGUGAAGUAGAACAUGAGAAAAAAAAGCAAAAAGAAAAAAAACGGAUCUAAAUCACUUCUUAGUAUGGAGCGCUAAUUACUGGAUGGAGUAUAGUUUCCAACUGGCACUUCGGAAUGAAUGAAGAUUGACCACCUGUCGGUCCAAAAUGGUCGGUUCCUGUGCAUGUGUGUUUUGUGCGUUUGACCGGGCUUAGAAAUCAGUCUCGAACAGCACCUAACAACUCAAGACUUUGCAAUCGGUCUGGGGCUGCGACCGCGUGACGUCACAAGUAGCAGCAGACAGAACGACAAAAAUGGGAAUGGAACAGGCAGCGAUUGAACUGAGGCAGUAAUUGAGAGCCGCCACGGGACAGGCAAGUAGUGCUGAGGGAUUCUUCUUAGAUGAUGAUAUAUACUUAUACAUGCAUAUUAUACUUAUACAUAUAUGGCCGGGGCAGGCUGCCCUUGGAACAUUAGAUAAUUAUCCCUUGUCGGUAGUUUCUGACGCUAGUCAAAAUCAUAGUUUUUAAACAAAGGCUAAAAAGACCACAUUUUUUGUCACAUAUUAUAUAUAUAUGUAUACAUGAACACGAUGUUACUCAAUGUGUACCAAGCUCAUGUCAACGAACGUAACAUGGAAAUAGUACUGUUUCUGAACUAGACAGAAUGCACAGUGUUGCCCCUUAGGCUAUUGGCACAUCCGGAUGUAGCCGGGUUUAAAAAUGUUGUAAGCUCUACUUCACCAUGUCCCACCAUAUAUUCUCACACACUUACAUUGCUUACACACGUUAACCAACACCAGAUGGAAGAUGAGAUGAAUGCGAUGUGUCUGUACUGUUGUAAAAUCGAAUAGAUUUCGGAAACUUUGCAAACCAAUACCUUUGCGUUUGCUGUACUUCAUUGCAAGAAUUCUGUACAUUGGACGCGUUCAGAAUGAGUCUAGUGCAUGUAGUGCAACACAGUAAGAAGUUCCUUAAAUUAACAGCAGUUCCAUGUAGGAAUUUUUUUUUUUGAUGCUAUUUUGCAAGAAAUUAAGAGUUAAAAUCCCCAAUAAUCGAAUAGAGCGAAAAUGUACGAUUAACGAUUUUUUGCACAUCUUUCACUUUAUCUGCUGAGCUGUACGAUGGGUUGUUGUGUUUUUUUUUAGUUCUUUUCAAACAAGAAUGACUUUCGGUACGACGUUGGCCCAACCGAUGUAGACCUAGGAACUGCGCGUGAUUGUGCAAUGCCGUGCACAUGUGUACAGCGCACACACACACACAGCAACCCACCAAAAAAAAUGAAUUAUUACAUUUCUUUUCCUUACAAACCCUUUACCGUUCGUUCUUAGCCUUCACAAUGUUUACGGAUAAUCUUGAUUUCUUUUUUCACAUCCUUUCGGUAAAAGAAAAAAAAAGAAACAAAAACAACAACAACAACAGCUGUGCCUUUCCUUAGAUACCCGUCCCGUAAACAUUGGCUUAGAUAGGAUGUAGUUUGUUAUUACAAUAUUGUUUUAAUUGAUCAUUUUCGGACGGUCUAGCAGUUCUGUAUACGUUCGAUUCCUGUACGGGCGUACCCACUUACGACCAAGAGUUUUCCAGCAGUGUAUGAUCAAAGUUUACCAUCAACAAUCCUUUACAUUACGUGCCAAAAAGUUUUGUGAUGAUAUUCGGAUUGCCUACAUGCAGGCGGAUGCUACCUUCUAAUGACCAGUGUGCACCGAUGGAGAUUUUGUACUUUUGUUCCAUCAAUGUGUGGGAUGGCAAAGCUUAAGACUAUUAUUCUUACUUUCCAUGAGUUAUUUGGUGUGCUACAGUGACGAAAUGAUUUAGCGAGAAACAACAGAAACAGAGAAAUAUAUAUUUAAAAUAAACCCCACAUAAACCCUUCACGUUUGCCUUAUUCUCCACUGUAACUAUGCAAGGCUGAAGUUAUUAGUUUUGCUUGGUUAGAUUCCUACCGGUCCACUGACAGGUUGCAGAAAGGUUAUCCAGUGAGCGUAUUUGACGGACGUUUCGGGAGGACGGUUGCCGAACGCCUUGCCAUUGGGGUCAUGUCAAUUAUUAUGCUAAGUAAAUUCUGGAAUGGCUGCGUAACGAAUGUAUACUGGGUGUAGGUAGAUAGCGUUGUGAGACAUGUUUCUGUAGCGUUGGGUACAGAACCGAUCGUAAAGAUGUAGUUGAGUGACUGAUGUCGAUCGACUAACGUGCGUGUAUGUAUUUGUCGGAAUGAAAGGACGUGUGUGUGUGUGUGCGUGUGAUUGGAUUUUUUGGUAUUCCUACGCGCAAACGGAAAUUUUCAUCCCAUCUGUGUGUAUGUGUAUGAGUGUGUUGAGUGACGGUGAGUGUCAAUAAUUGGAAGUUGACAACGUUUUUUUUACAUACAUGUGUACAUACACACCUCUGUACUUUAUCUCCCAUGUAACACACUCGUAUACCACCAUUUAUAUUGCCGUGCAAUCGGCUUUCCAAAAAAACCAAACGGAAAACCGAUUCAAUCGAUCACUCAUCAAGGCUGUACUCAAGGCACCAACGCCUGCAUAUACGUGAUGUCUGUACAUGUUGUAUGUGUGUAUGUCUGUGUGUGUGUGUGAAAGAGAGAGAUAGAGAGAAAGAGGUGUGCACAGGUUAGUAGGUGUUGGUGCACAGUUCAGCAACCUGGAUCAACCUACAGAGUGAGACACCAACCAAGCACACCGAAACACGAUCGCAAACGCACGCAAAUGUUACGUGCGCGGACAUCGAGUGUGUUUUUUGCGCUGAUUCCACCAUACCGGAAGCUCGUUGUAACGGCUGCCAUCUUGUGCGCGGUUGCUUUAGUACGCAACCAUUCAUAUAUCCGUUGAGCGGAUGUAUACGCCAGAAGCUCUUAACAUCGUAUGGUAGCGCUUGUACAUACAGAAGCAUCGUACACAUCGUGAGGAUAAAAACAAAACAAGCGAAUGAAUGUUUCAGUGUGUUUAAAUGAUUGGCUGUGUUUUAUGUACAUGCGCUUGCGUGUGUGUGUGUGUGUGUGUGUGUGUGUGUUUGGAGGUGAUCGAUGUAUAGUGUUUCUUCCUGUGCUUCUUACAGUCAUUGUAAUAGAGCCGCUAAAGAUCAAUCCUACAACGAGCAUUUUGUUAUGCGUAUUGCCUACUUUCAGGCGGAAAACUUUUGCAAGCGCAUUCAUUCAAUAUGUGCGCGAUGGAUUUUUUACGCCUUCCGAUUACGAUCCUACUUCUUUUACCAUUUUACAAAUUUGUUACGUGUGUUUAUCUCCUCACCCUUUUGUUAUAAAUUUCUGUUCCUGUAGUUAGUACAGAAAACCCGAAAGAUUAAACAUAUGUGUAAUAAUAGAACGUUAGACGUCCUGAUGUAUUUACCAAACAUCUCGGUUUAUUGAAUGCAGCCAUUCUAGACGUUUGCUUUCUAAGGCCGCCAAAGUUGUCCGUCCGUCUUUCUAUCUUCCUAUCCCGCUGUCUUUCCGGCAAAAAAAAAAAACGUUUACACCUAUCCGAACCACGGUGAUAAGCGUGGGCGUGUGCCGGGAAUGUGGUGAAACAUCAGAAUCUCAUACGCAUUACUACCGUGCACCGUACAUGAAUGUGCGCGUCCGUCUACCUGUACAGUGUUAGCUAAUUCCACCUAGACCGUAAGAUGGUAUUCAGUGUGUUUGUGUAUAGGGCUGCGUGUAGUAUAGAUGGGAAAUAAUUUGAUAGAAAGUCUGUGUGCCCCUGGACUUUUUAUGCAAACGUAUUUUCGGCAAUCAAAAUUAUAACCAAACGCCGGGACCCUGUGUAUAUUAUACAGGUCCAGGUGUGGGGAAAAAAAACAAAAAAUGUAUCAAAAUUCAAAAAGCAAAAUCGAAACACCGCAUUCCCCUAAAAUGAUCGUUCCACACGUUCCUGAACUGACUGUAAACUCAAUCACAAUAAAUUCUAAAUUUUUUAUAAACAAAAUUUAAGCGAACGUGUGAAUAUUGGAUAAAACUGUGAACUAGCAAAUUUAUAUAUAUGGUUUGAGGAUGUAGGCAUGCUAUACAGAAGUGAGUACACUUCCAUUAAACUAAAAAAAAAUCAUUACGAAAUAUGCUCACUGCACCAAAGGAUGCUACACUUCCCGUUUGCUAAGUUUUAGCUUGCUCUCUUACCAAUUGGCUAACACCUCUACCUCCUCCUUCUUCUACGCCUUACUCUUCCUCGACGACGACGUAACAGAACAAUCAUUGGCAUUUAACGAUCUGGCACCGAUUGGCAACUAGCAAAAACAAACAUAAAACCAAGCGGCAUCAUAACGUGCAACUGUACACGUUGCUGCAUUCUCUAUCGAUUCGAGUUCGCGUUAGUAACUUCGCCUUUUAGUUUGUCCAUGCCCUGAACCGCACCAGCCCCCUUUCCCCAAGUCUUGUGGGCCACACACUUAGCAGGAGUAGAGUAGAGUAGCGAGCGGUCGUUGUGUAAACCCGAAAGGAAACUACAAAAGCUGAUACAGGGUUACUAGCAGGUUGCUAGCGAGCGAACACGUUGCGUACAUUUAGGCGCCGACGGUUGUCUAAAUUUUUAAGCGCAAGCCGCUAUGCCGUACAGCGCGCUGGUAUACAACAUUGUUCAGUAUCUCUUAUGCAGACGACGCAGCCUCGGACAUCAAUUUACUUCCCAAGUAGUUUAGUGAAUGUUACUAAGCGUGUUUUUGUCUUUUGCACAUCACACUCCAACCACUCUGACGUUUCUCUCUGUGUGCGUGUGUGUUAGUGCUUGUCCAGUACCUUCUGCCCAAUCGGCGUGCCUUCGCUGUCCUGAGUGUCUUAGAGUGUAUGUAUAGUAUGGCGUUACGCAGCGUUACGGAACGUUACACAAUUAAAAACUCGCUUUAUAUUCCGAGUCAAAAUUUCUCUCUUCAUAUAAUUUCGUUUUCGAUCGCUGUAUUACGUUUCUUAAGCAUAACUUGUACAACCCUCGCUAUAUGGCUUUUAUUUCUUACUCCUUCCUUUGCCAGAUGGCCUAAAACAUAUUUUUUUGAAAAAGUCAAAUAUAAUAAAAACACAUUUUUUGCGCGUGUGCUGUAAUCGAGAUGAGGUAACCGAUAACACCAAAAUUUUUGACAAAAAAAAACAAAAAAAAACAA
Molecule: messenger RNA, 14609 nt
Organism: Anopheles funestus (African malaria mosquito)
Lineage: Eukaryota; Metazoa; Arthropoda; Insecta; Diptera; Culicidae
Gene: rdgA
Product: eye-specific diacylglycerol kinase
Exons: 18
Coding region: 2900-7618 (1572 amino acids)
Biological process (GO): diacylglycerol metabolic process; lipid phosphorylation; intracellular signal transduction
Molecular function (GO): protein binding; ATP-dependent diacylglycerol kinase activity
Source: RefSeq, a predicted model, not a curated record